Lycium barbarum (goji berry) is the source of this 2292-nucleotide messenger RNA. RefSeq lists its product as uncharacterized. Gene Ontology annotation, molecular function: protein-macromolecule adaptor activity. Gene Ontology annotation, cellular component: nuclear pore transmembrane ring. Bases 162 to 1838 code for a protein of 558 amino acids. The transcript has 4 exons. Lineage: Eukaryota; Viridiplantae; Streptophyta; Magnoliopsida; Solanales; Solanaceae. The record is from RefSeq and is a predicted model, not a curated record. Gene Ontology annotation, biological process: nuclear pore organization.
GGAGAAGUCUUUUUUUUUUUUUUCGCAAUUAAAGAAAAACAAAACUAUUCACACGAACGGCGCCGCUUAAGUUCCCGCCUAAGUGUUUUCAGAACUCAUCGCCACCAUUGGUAACAAACGCAGUAAACCCCUAAACCACUCCCCUCACCGCCGGAAAAAAAAUGCUGAUAUCCAUAGUAGAAAGAUCCUUAUUCAAAGACAAAAACAGCGGCACUAAAAUCAUCAAACACCGCUUCCUAGGGUUCUUAAUCUGGCAAGCACUUCAAUCCACAUCCAUCUUCUUCUUUACCAAAACCCUACUCCUCUCUCUCUUCACUCAAACCCCUUUCAAACCCUCAUUUCUCACUCUCCUCUCUUUCCUAACUUUCCACUUCUCCCUCCUCCUAUUCUCCACUUCCCUUUUCAUCGUCUCUUCUCCUCAACCUCAACACGCUGCUUCCCCUUUACAACUUUUCCUCACUACUGCUAAGCUAAUACUCGUUCCCAUUUCUAACACACAGCCGUUGUUGUCCACUGAUUUUCGGGCCCGAGCUAGGGCUUCCAUUAGUUUCGUGCUGUUUGUGGCUGUUUGUGCUGUAUCAGGGUCUUUGUCUGUGAUUAGCUUGUGUUGGAGCUGUCAUGUUUUCGAUCAAUUGAAACCGACAAGGUUGGUUAUUGGGAAAUUAGGGUUUUGGGGUUUGCAGAUUGGGUUGUUUUAUGGAGUUCAUUAUGUGUAUAAGAAGCGCUGGGUUUUGCAGUUUCCCAUCAUACAGCGUCCUCCCUUUUUCAGCUUUAAGAUGGGGUUACCUUUAGCUGUUGGGAAAGCUCUAAAGCUUUCCGCUGCCGGUUAUGUGUUUUCAGCUCUCCUUGCAUUUGUUCUACCUUAUGAGUUUAAGGGUCAACUUCCAGUAGGAAACUUUAUCACUGAGCAAAUACUCUUCUAUAUUGGAAGUUUUGUGGUGAUUCUUUGCUGGGAAUUAUGCCAUCAUUUACACCAGGUGUUACACACAAAGCGGUCCGUCUUUGCUCCUCCAAAAGGUUCUGCAGCUGCUGAAACAAAUCCAAGUGAACCUCUUCUUGCCGCAUUGGAGGAGAGCAUACCCAAAUCUCUUUUGCAGUAUCUUGCAUACCUUGACCUUUGUAUGGUAUGCGAAGGUAAUGUUGACCCUUGGCGCCGAGCUGCCUUCUUUGAGGAAAGUGGUGAGACUUACAAAAGAGUCAUUUCUGUGUGCUUGACCCCCGUUGAACAAUUCACAAGAAAGCUGAGUGAAGUUUUGGAAAGCUCUCCAGUUGAUAACUCCUUGCAACUGUCUCAUCAGUUGCGUUCUCCAAAUGAACAGCUUGCCGAUUCAAAGGUUUAUGAAUCAUUUGAUGACUUUCAGCUACUAGCUUGGUGUGCCCGCAUUGUGGCUUCACUAACCGUGCAUUCACACAAGGAGGAUAGAUUUGGCGUUGCUCAACUUUCAGGGAGCAAUGCUACUGUUAUCUCAACAUUGCUAUCCAGUUUAUUAGCUGUUGAAGCUCUGAUGGGCAAGAAAACCAACUUACAUUCGUCAAAUACUUUAAUGGAUCCUGCUGGUAUUAAGUGGGCUGCAUUAAACUCAGGAAGGAGAGAUUCAGCAGCAGGCUUUGCAGGAAAAAGAAAAGGAGCCCCUUUUUAUGCAAAAGCAUAUUCAAUGGCUGAUAUCCUGAGGACUUCCAUCUAUGGUAUUGUCUCCACUUUUUACGAUGAGAUGUCGCAUAGUGCCAAGGCAGGACUACUUGAGAAAGAUUGGGUCAUCAGUAAUAAGCCACUGUAUGGAACUCGGGAGCUCCUUUCGCAGAAGUUGCGACUAUUCCUGGACUUCCAAGCUAGCUAGGGCGGCUUGUACUGCGUGGAUGUUGAUUUUGAAGAGGUGGUUGUUGUGUUUCCAGGGGGAAUGUUUGCUCAAAGAAGAUUGAUACCUCAGUCCUCGUGUGAGAAAUGGUGCGAGAAAGAAAAGAUUAUAAGCUUAUACCAGGUCCAUCUGGUGGAUGAUGUCUGGCAUCCGCAUUCAGAUCUUGACAAUUCUCUCCUUUUUUUUUUUUUUUUUGGUAGGUAAAAGAUUGGGUGGUGGGUUAAAUUUACGGAUAAUUAUCAUCUUUGUGCAUUAAUUGAGGUAUGUUAUAAGUUUGAAUUUCUACCUUUUGGAAUCACUUACACAUCUGCAACUUGCGCAUGUGCAUAUCUUCUGAAGUAUUUGGAGCAGUACAAGCAUUAAAACAUCUGUAAGCAUUAAAAACAUUUUUUGAAGAGAUUUCUGCCUCUAAUGCACAUGUGAAAUUGAUGUUGCU